AGGUUUCCCAAUCAGUGCCCUGAUACCUAGAGGUUUUCCUUGUUCUCAUGUUGCCUGUGUUCCUAGUCAUCUUUAGUUUCAUAGUUUCUGAUGACUCCCUCAUUCAUUUCCAAAGUCACUCAUUAGUCCUCACCUGUUCUGAUUCAGUUAAUCUUCUGUCCCAUGGUUCUCCGAGUUUAAAAAAUAAUCGUUUUGCAUAUAAAGUGUAUAAUUCCUGAUCAGCGUCUGACAACUAAAGUCUUGAUGGGUUGUAUACCAAAGAAUACCAAAUGUUUCCACAUUGACAUUUCAGCAGUUUGGCACAACAGCAUAUAUUCUCUCUCAUGUCAGCAGAUUUGAGGAUCAUGAUUCUUGGUAAAUCUGAUGUGGGAAAGACUGCAACAGCAAACACCAUCCUGUGUAGAAAUGCGUUUCAAGCAGGGGCACAAUCUGAUACUUUAACCUGUGAGAAACAAGAUGCAGUAGUUUCUGGAAGGAAUAUCUCAAUCAUUGACACUCCAGGACUGUUAGAUGCUCAGAUGUACAAGCACUUUCAGGAUGAACUAAAGCGGGAUAUUGAUAAAUGCUUAGAAAUUUCUGCUCCUGGUCCUCAUGUGUUUCUGCUGGUCAUCAGACUGAAUGGGAAAUACACGGAAGAGGAGAAAAACACGGUCAAAUGGAUUCAGAAGAACUUUGGAGAAGAUGCAGUACGGCACACCUUUGUUCUGUUCACUAACAUGGAUUUGCUGAAGGAUGAAUCAUUGGAUCUGUAUAUCAGAAAAAGCCCUGAUUUACAGUCACUGAUUGACAGCUGUGGAAGAAGAUUUCACUCAUUCAACAACCAGCACAGAAACAACCAAAUUCAGGUGACAGAACUGCUGACUAAGAUCGAACAGCUGAUUGAAGACAAUGGAGAACAACAUUACGCCAGUGAAAAGAGCCGAAAGAAGAAACAAGAGGAGAUAAGACAUGACAAUAGUCAAGAGGACACAGAGAAAAACUUACAUGAACUGAAAAGAGAAACAGAUGAACUCUUGACACUCAUGAUGAGUCUUGAGAUGAGUGAGAUGGCUCAGAGAUUGUCACAAGCGAGAGCAAUGGCACAGAGCAAUCUGUCAAAACAAGAUCUGAGGAUUGUGCUGCUGGGUUUUCUUACAGCUGGUAAGAGUGCAACAGGAAACACCAUCCUGGGCAAAAAUGUGUUCAGAGCAAGUUUUAUGAAAACUACUAGAUGUGAUAAACAAGAAGCAGUGGUGCAUGAAAGGAACAUCUCAAUAAUAGACACUCCAGGACUGUUAGAUCCAUUCUUAUUCAGGCACAUUCAAGAUCAUAAUGAGUCUGAUAUUGAGAAAAGCUUAGAAAUGUCUGCUCCUGGUCCUCAUGUGUUUCUGCUGGUGAUCGGUGUGGAAGGAUUAGCAAGGGUGGAAAAGAACCCAGUUAAAUGGUUCCAGGAGAACCUUGAAAAGGAUGCUUUAAAUCACACUAUUGUUCUUGUCACAUUUGCUGAUUUGCUGGAUGCACUAAUUGAUGAACCUCUAAAUGAGUAUAUCCAAAAAAUCAAAGGACCUAAAAUCACUUAUAGACAGCUGUGGUGGCAGGUAUCUCUCAUUUAA
Carassius carassius (crucian carp) is the source of this 1592-nucleotide messenger RNA. Its product is annotated as GTPase IMAP family member 8-like. Gene Ontology annotation, molecular function: GTP binding. The record is from RefSeq and is a predicted model, not a curated record. Bases 324 to 1592 code for a protein of 422 amino acids. The transcript has 2 exons. NCBI's taxonomy places the organism in Eukaryota, Metazoa, Chordata, Actinopteri, Cypriniformes, Cyprinidae.